UUACCGAAAAAUCAACCCAAAAAAGUAAAAUAAAACAGAGCAGUAUAGAGAGAGAGAGAGAGAGAGAGAGAUCUGAGGGUUCUCAUUGUCUUCGAUCUCGGUAGGACCAGACGAAGAUUCAACGUCGAAGAGAGAGAAACAAAGAGAGAGAGAGAGAGAGGCGAUGGGGAAGGGUGCUAACGUGCGCAGAGGUUGGGUGUUGUUGAUGUUGUGCUUAGUUCCGGUGAGUCAGGGCAUAUGGUUGAACCUUCCGGCGACGGGAACGAAGUGCGUCUCCGACGAGAUUCACAACAACGUCGUCGUUUUGGCCGAUUACGUCGUCAUCGCCGAGGAUCACACCCAAGUCUCCCCCACCAUCUCCGUCAAGGUAACGUCGCCAUACGGAAACAAUCUUCACCACCAGGAGAAUGUGACACAUGGUCAGUUUGCAUUUACAACUAAGGAGGCUGGCAACUACUUGGCAUGUUUUUGGGUGGAUGGCCAUCAUCAAGGAGGUGGAGAUGUAAAUGUUAAUCUUGAAUGGAGAACUGGAAUUGCAGCUAAGGAUUGGGAAUCAGUUGCAAGAAAAGAGAAACUUGAGGGUGUUGAGCUUGAGCUAAGAAAGCUUGAAGGAGCAGUAGAGGCUAUCCAUGAAAAUUUACUGUAUCUCAAGAGCCGAGAAGCAGAAAUGAGGACAGUGAGUGAAACAACUAAUGCGAGAGUGGCAUGGUAUAGUAUUAUGUCAUUGGGGAUCUGUAUUGUGGUUUCGGCUAUGCAGUUGUGGUAUUUGAAGCGAUUUUUCCAAAAGAAGAAGCUGAUUUAGAUUCACUAAUCUAAUAAUGUUUCUGUGACAGUGAGGAAAGUUCUAGAGACAAUUUUUGUUUCUCUUUUUUUAAUUAUGCAGAAGGAAUAUUUUGUUAACAUUAAUAGGUUAUCCAACUUUUUUAUUGUUCAAGUUAGAAAAAAGAAAAGAAAAAAGAAGUGAAUUCUCAUGACAGAACCCGUGUUGUGCAAUUCCGUGUUUGCCCUCUUCCUCUUUUCGUAUCCUCACAAGCAUAAGCUAGGUAAAUUUUAUCUUUACUUUGGAUGUGAAUGGUUAUCCUCUUUUGGGUAUACUGGAAAACAUUAUGGAUUUUAUCUUCAAUCAA
This is a messenger RNA of Camellia sinensis, 1127 nucleotides long. RefSeq names its product transmembrane emp24 domain-containing protein p24delta3. NCBI's taxonomy places the organism in Eukaryota, Viridiplantae, Streptophyta, Magnoliopsida, Ericales, Theaceae. The record is from RefSeq and is a predicted model, not a curated record.